Solenopsis invicta (red fire ant) is the source of this 4054-nucleotide messenger RNA. Its product is annotated as replication protein A 70 kDa DNA-binding subunit. Gene Ontology annotation, molecular function: DNA binding. The transcript has 23 exons. Gene Ontology annotation, cellular component: nucleus. Bases 573 to 3974 code for a protein of 1133 amino acids. The record is from RefSeq and is a predicted model, not a curated record. Gene Ontology annotation, biological process: DNA recombination; DNA repair; DNA replication. Lineage: Eukaryota; Metazoa; Arthropoda; Insecta; Hymenoptera; Formicidae.
UGGAGAACGCAUUUGAGGCUCAUAUCGCUCUCACGCAUGACUACCGCAUGCGUGCGACUAAUAUGAGUCUCAUAUGAUGAUGCAUCUGUCGGAUGCCGUGAGCUCACACCGUGCGGAUAAUCUGCACGGCAUGCGCGCUCCGUGAACUCAUUAUACGCGCAUGUGUUAUCUGGGAACGUGAGCCAACGAUAAUCGUAAACUUACAUUACGGAACACAACAUAGUUACAGCGCUACCAACCUUAUGACUAAAAGGGAUAUUUUCAAUAGAACUUUCGGAAUACACCCACGAUUUAAGUUUUAGUAACUUUUUCUCGGAUCGAGAACUUGGACCGAUUUCUAACAUUGUAUACACAAGGUUUAAUGGUCAAAUCAUCCCCCCCCCCUUCCUUCCUACGAUUAUUGGUGACGGGUGCCAUAUUAAUCGGAAAAAGAAGAAGGAAAACAGGAGAAAAAAGACAAUCAUCAGACUCCGAGACCUUUCUUCAGAGAGAUCUCUUUCACUCAUUUUGCUCGAGGCAACAUCGAUAAAGAUCUUACAGAUCUUACAUCCACGCAACAGUAAACCGCAAUCAUGGACAAGUACAAUUUGACAACGGGAGCGUUGCAGAAAAUUAUGAAGGGUAUAAACAUCGAUAAACCCAUACUUCAGAUGUUGGGAUAUAAAAAAUUGCCAAAAAAUAAAGAUGGUGCAACGGAUCGAUAUAGAUUGUUGGUAUCAGAUGGAGAAAAAUUAAACUCGUUCACUAUGUUGGCUACUCAAUUGAACAAUCUGAUUGAGAAUGAUAUUUUGAAUGAAUUCUCAAUCUGCAAAAUAACCAAUUAUUGCCUGAGUUCAGUGAACAACAACGGCAAAGAAAAAUGUGUGAUGCUGAUAUUAGAUAUAGAAGUUAUUGUUUCCGGAGAGGAAGUUGGGCGCAGGAUAGGCAAUCCAACUAAUAUAGAGCUUAAAUCAGAGCAAGAUACACCAUCUACAUCCACAACCACAACUGUGCAUCAUCAAAAUGGUUCCACCAGAACAGGUAAUUCAAAUCAUGCCUCUUCUGAUAUACGCACCACGCAAAUUGCAGCGCUGAGUCCUUAUCAAAAUAGGUGGGUGAUUAAGGCACGAGUAAUCAACAAAUCUCCAAUUAAAACGUGGAGUAAUUCUCGUGGAGAAGGCAAAUUCUUUUCUAUGGAUUUAAUUGAUAAAAGCGGCGAAAUCAGAUGCACAGCAUUUAAAGAGAUGGUUGACAAAUUUUAUGACUUGAUAGUGGCUGGAAAUGUAUACUACAUCUCGCGAUGUACAUUAAAGAUGGCCAAUAAACAAUAUAAUACCAUGAAAAAUGAUUACGAGAUGUCGGUGACCUCUGACACAGGGAUUGUGCCUUGCCAUGACAACAGCAAUGACAUUCCAACACUACAAUAUAAUUUCUCUCCUAUAAGUCAAGUCGAAAGCAAAGAAAAAAAUGAUUUACUAGAUGUCUUAGGCGUCGUCACAACUAUCGGUGAUGUACAACAUUUUACGGCGCGCGCUACAGGCCGAGAACUUAUAAAGAGGGACAUCAGUAUAGUUGAUGACAGUGGUACGAUGGUAACUGUUACACUCUGGAGAACACAGGCCGAAGAGUUUGAUGCUUCCAAUAAUACCAUUAUAGCCAUUAAGAGAGCGAGCGUGGGCGAAUUUAAUGGUAGGAAGAACUUGUCAUUAACAAUGUCCUCCAUAAUAGAAAAGGAUCCUGAUAUUCCUGAAGCACAUAGAUUGCGCGGAUGGUACACUGCAGUCGGCCAUUCAGAAACUGCGAAAUCAUUAUCUAGAGUAGGUGGAAGUACUGACUUCAAUGGACCAUUGUACACUUUCCAGGAAGCAACCGAUGCUCGAUUGGGAGAAAAAAUGAAUCUCCCAGAUUCAUUUACAGUAGUGGCGACCAUUAAGCAAAUUAAAACUGAAAAUUCUCUCUACAGGGCGUGUCCUGUAGAAAAUUGCAAGAAGAAGUUGAUCGAUCAAGAUAAUGGGAUCUUCAGAUGCGAAAAAUGUAACAAGGAGUAUCCAAAUUUUACAUAUCGCUUACUGGCAAAUAUGGAAUUGGCGGAUGCAACGGGCAGUCGCUGGAUAACUGCAUUUAAUGAGGAGGCAGAAAAGAUACUUGGGAUGUCUGCUCAAGAGUUGGGGGAAUUGAAAGAGAAUGAUAAAGACGCCUAUUUGCAGAAAAUCGGUGAGGCAACUUUUAAAACAUUCAUGUUCAACCUGGAGGCAAGAUCAGAAGUUUUCCAGGGAUAUAAAAAAUUGCCAAAAAAUAAAGAUGGUGUGGAUCGAUAUAGAUUGUUGGUAUCAGAUGGAGAAAAAUUAAACUCGUUCACUAUGUUGGCUACUCAAUUGAACAAUCUGAUUGAGGAUGAUAUUUUGAAUGAAUUCUCAAUCUGCAAAAUAACCAAUUAUUACCUGAGUUCAGUGAGCAAGAACGGCAAAGAAAAACGUGUGAUGCUGAUAUUAGAUAUAGAAGUUGUUGUUUCCGGAGAGAAAGUUGGGGGCAGGAUAGGCAAUCCAACUAAUAUAGAGCUUAAAUCAGAGCCAGAUACACCAUCUACAUCCACAACCACAACUGUGCAUCAUCAAAGUUCCACCAGAACAGGUAAUUCAAAUCAUGCCUCUUCUGAUAUACGCACCACGCCAAUUGCAGCGCUGAGUCCUUAUCAAAAUAGGUGGGUGAUUAAGGCACGAGUAAUUCACAAAUCUCUAAUUAAAACGUGGAGUGAUUCUCGUGGAGAAGGCAAAUUCUUCUUUAUGGGUUUAAUUGAUGAAAGCGGCGAAAUCAGAUGCAAAGCAUUUGGAGAGAUGGUUGACAAAUUUUAUGACUUGAUAGUGGCUGGAAAUGUAUACUACAUCUCGCGAUGUACAUUAAAGACGGCCAAUAAACAAUAUAAUAGCAUGAAAAAUGAUUACGAGAUGUUGAUGACCUCUGACACAGAGAUUGUGCCUUGCCGUGACAGCAACAAUGACAUUCCAACACUACAAUAUAAUUUCUCUCCUAUAAGUCAAGUCGAACAUAAAGAAAAAAAUGAUUUACUAGAUGUCUUGGGCGUCGUCACAACUGUCGGUGAUGUACAACAUUUUACGGCGCGCACAGGCCGAGAACUUAUAAAAAGGAACAUCAGUAUAGUUGAUGACAGUGAUACGAUGGUAACUGUUACACUCUGGGGAACACAGGCCGAGGAGUUUGAUGCUUCCAAUAAUACCAUUAUAGCCAUUAAGGAAGCGCGCGUGGACGAAUUUAAUGGGAAGCACUUGUCAUUAAUAAUGUCCUCCAUAAUAGAAAAGGAUCCUAAUAUUCCUGAAGCCCAUAGAUUGCGCGGAUGGUACACUGCAGUCGGCCAUUCAGAAACUGCUAAAUCAUUAUCUAGAGUAGGUGGAAGUACUGACUUCAAUGGACCAUUGUACACUUUCCAGGAAGCAACCGAUGCUCGAUUGGGAAAGAAAAUGAAUCUCCCAGAUUCAUUUACAAUAGUGGCGACCAUUAAGCAAAUUAGAACUGAAAAUUCUCCCUACAGGGCGUGUCCUCUAGAAAGUUGCAAGAAGAAGUUGAUCGAUCAAAAUAAUGGGACCUUCAGAUGCGAAAAAUGUAACAAGAAGUAUCCAAAUUUUACAUAUCGCUUACUGGCAAAUGUAUAUAUUGUCUCCAUGGAAUUGGCGGAUGCAACGGGCAGUCGCUGGAUAACUGCAUUUAAUGAGGAGGCAGAAAAGAUACUUGGGAUGUCUGCUCAAGAGUUGGGGGAAUUGAAAGAGAAUGAUAAAGACGCCUAUUUGCAGAAAAUCGGUGAGGCAACUUUUAAAACAUUCAUGUUCAACCUGAAGGCAAGAUCAGAAGUUUUCCAGGAUACAAUGAGGAUAAAACGUGUCUGUACAUCAGUCAGGCCGAUUAAUUAUAAGACUUAUCUUCCACAUCUGAUAGAUAAAGUCUCUAAACUAUUAAACAUCGAGAAAUUGGAUUCUAAUUAAAUAAGAUUUGAUCUAGUUAGAUUCCAGUAAAGAUUUUUUGAAAUUAUUUUCAUAUAACCCAUUAAAAAAAAAAAAAAAAA